Molecule: messenger RNA, 821 nt
Organism: Abrus precatorius (Indian licorice)
Lineage: Eukaryota; Viridiplantae; Streptophyta; Magnoliopsida; Fabales; Fabaceae
Product: peroxiredoxin-2B-like
Exons: 3
Coding region: 117-605 (162 amino acids)
Biological process (GO): hydrogen peroxide catabolic process; cell redox homeostasis; cellular response to oxidative stress
Cellular component (GO): cytoplasm
Molecular function (GO): thioredoxin peroxidase activity
Source: RefSeq, a predicted model, not a curated record
UGGGUUUGUGGUUAGAAGUGGGAACAAACAACAAAACCACAAAGUGAUUGACAUUGUUGAGUGUUAGCAUCGGUGUCUACUAUCUAUCUAUCAUCGUUGAGUUGAAGAACCUGAAAAUGGCUCCAAUUGCAGUGGGAGAUGUUAUUCCAGACGGAACCUUGUCCUUCUUAGAUGACCAAAACAAACCCCAAUCUGUCACCAUUCACUCUCUCGCCGCCGGCAAAAAAGUCAUCAUCUUUGGUGUUCCCGGUGCUUUCACUCCUACUUGCAGCUUGAAGCAUGUGCCUGGCUUCAUUGAGAGAGCAGAAGAGCUGAAAACAAAGGGUGUGGACGAAAUAAUCUGCAUCAGUGUGAAUGAUCCCUUUGUGAUGAAUUCAUGGGCCAAAACAUUCCCAGAGAACAAGCAUGUCAAGUUUCUUGCUGAUGGUGCAGCCAAGUACACCAAUGCCCUUGGGCUCGAGCUUGACCUCACUGAUAAAGGGCUUGGAAUUCGCUCUAAGAGGUUUGCUCUAUUGGUGGAAGACCUCAAGGUGAAGGUUGCAAAUGUUGAAAGUGGAGGAGAAUUCACCAUCUCCAGUGCUGAGGAGAUCAUCAAGGCUCUUUAAGUUAAACCUUUGUAUCCUUAUUCAGAGCUGUGUCUUAGGGCUCAUUUACUGUCUAUGGGCUCAUUUACUGUCUAUUGUGUGUGUGUGACUCUUUUGAUACCAGAGCAUGUUAGAAUCAUUUUGCUUUUAUUAUCUGGAAUUGUGUUGUGUGCUCUAGGAGGGGACAUGAUAUGGUGCAUAUUUCGGAAAUAAAUAAAUUUCUAGUUUCAAGUGCGA